AUGACAAACUCCAUAAUGAGCUUGAAGCUUUUGGUCAACAAAAAAGAUCGCAAAAUCGUGUUUGCUGAAGCAAACAAAGACUUCAUUGACUUCCUCUUUUACAUGCUCACAUUACCUAUCGGCGCAAUCAUGAAGCUUCUUGCAAAUGAGACCUUAUUAGGUAGCCUAGGAGACCUUUAUCAAAGCAUCGACAACCUAAACGACAUGUAUAUCUUACAAAACAAGACCAAAGACACUGUUUUAAACCCAAAACUAUCUACUCAUGUUCCUCAUCUGCAAGAUCUCCUCUUAUUACCAAUAGAUCCUCCGACCACUAUGGAAAGAAAGUUUUAUAGAUGUUCCGCCUCUAACCACCGUUGCAGACAUGUCACUGAUGAGCCAAAGACCGUGUGCCCUAAUUGUCGGUAUCCCAUGUCGGAGGAGGUGGCUUAUGUUGGUCCAGAUACAUAUAAGGUGGCCACAAUAGUGUCGGCCGGAGAAGUUGGUUUUGUGAAAGCGGUGGUCACUUAUAUGGUUAUGGAUGAUCUAUCCGUGAAACCUAUGUCCACCAUUUCCACCAUAACUUUGCUCAAUAGAUUGAGUAUCAAAGAUGUUUGUGUUCUUGAAGAAAAGGAAGUCCAUUUUGGAAUUGCAGAGGGUUUAAAGCUACUAAAAGCCUCGCUAGAAUGCAAGAAUGUAUUAACUCGUGUAUUCCUUGACUCUGAAGACCAUGUCGAAAUUGUUUAA
Lactuca saligna is the source of this 726-nucleotide messenger RNA. NCBI's taxonomy places the organism in Eukaryota, Viridiplantae, Streptophyta, Magnoliopsida, Asterales, Asteraceae. The record is from the annotation of a GenBank genome assembly.